Molecule: messenger RNA, 333 nt
Organism: Linum tenue
Lineage: Eukaryota; Viridiplantae; Streptophyta; Magnoliopsida; Malpighiales; Linaceae
Source: the annotation of a GenBank genome assembly
AUGCCUUCCACGGUUAAGAUAAUUUCCACCUUAUUCAUAGUCACCCUCCUCGUCACCUCCUGCAGAGCUGCGUCCCGCCCUGGUCCGACAGAAGCUCCGACCGCCGCUGGUCCGACCGCCGCUAAUCCGACCAACGUGGCCACUUCCGAUGUCAAUUUUGAGGGACAUACUUUCGAUCCCAUGAUCGACCGACUUGAUCCCGCUCUUUUCGCCGCCAGCAGCUCCCACAAGGCGGUGGAUGGACAUGAUUCGGACGAGGAGGAUCUAUGUGUAGGGCUGGGAGAAAAUGAUUGCUUGACGAGAAGAAAUCUAGCAGCUCAUCAUGUCGAAUAA